Messenger RNA from Pelodiscus sinensis (Chinese soft-shelled turtle), 1172 nucleotides. Lineage: Eukaryota; Metazoa; Chordata; Testudines; Trionychidae. The record is from RefSeq and is a predicted model, not a curated record.
AGAGUACGUAGACCCCGCCAGGAUACCCGACCCGGGGCCGAGGGGUCGCUGCUGGCUGGUGCUGCCGGGGAGAGCAGCUGGCAGCGCUAACUGAUGGCUGAAGUAGGAAACUGGGCCUCCUCCAGCCCCAAACUUGAGCAGCUGAGAGAAGCAGGACCUCUCAAUGACUGCUCUUGAGAGCUAGAAGAACCAUCCAAGAAUCUCUCAGCAAAUGCUUAGAGCAAUGGGAAAAAAUACCAGCGUCUAUGUCAGAAGUCCUGUGUUCAUUUGAAAACCUGCAACUUGAACCACUCCAUCAGUCAGUUAUGAAACCCAGUUCACAUUCAGGAGAGCCUGCUUGCAAAAGUGGUCACUUGCGGUGUGUAUGUUAUGGCAUUGGGAACUUUUCUUCUUGUGUCAUUUCUCGAUACCAGCUAGCAUUCUUACUUCUGUUACUGGAGAAGUUACAGAUUCCUAAAAGUCGGUGCUAUAUUUUUGAUCCUUUAUUUUCCGAAUUGGAAAUUGGUGUUCUGAAUGACCUCGGUAUAACAGUUGUCCUGGAGAACGAGGAGGGAAAACAUCACAUUCAUGAAUUCACCAUCUUUUAUAUGAUCCACUGUGGAAAAGCUUUGUAUAACAACCUGCUCUGGAGUAACUGGUCUGUGGAUGCGCUGUCCAAAAUGAUGAUUAUUGGGAAUAGUUUUACAGGGAUUGAGGAAAGGUUAUUGGCAAGAAUAUUAAAGCGAGAUUAUUUGUACAUAGCAAAGGUUUUAAAAGGGACAGAGGAAUCUGCAUUUCCAAUUCAUCCUCAGUAUGUGGACAUAUUUAAUGACACCUCCAUCCACUGGUUUCCUUUACAAAAACUCAAGGAGCUCCCAACAGAAGCCUGGAAGUUUCAGGAAGAGCCAACGUACCAGGAAUGUGAUGACUUGGAGAUUAUCAGGAAAUAGGACCAAUGGAGUUUUUAUUUUUUGAUCAGACUGAAAUGGAACCUUUAAUUGCUUUCUGGAUUUUGUGCCUGUUUUUAAGGGGAUGUUAAUCUCAUAAUUAUCCAUCUAAAGCCUAGACUGGCUUGAAGGCAGCAACCUGAAUUUAAUGUGACAAGUUUUUCCUCAGAGGUACUGAUUUUUUUUUAAAGGUGAAAACUGUACUUCUAUUUAUUAUUCACUAAAUAAACUCAUACUAACUCUUUA